AUGCCGUCUGUUGUGGGUCGGUCAAAGAAGGCAGUGUUUGGUUAUAUAAAGGAUAAAGUGUGGCAACGUCUUAAUGGUUGGAAGGAAAAGUGCUUAUCGGCAGCAGGCCGAGAAAUUCUUAUUAAGGCAGUUGUUCAAGCUAUCCCCACUUAUAUCAUGUCCUGCUUUGAAUUGCCAGAUGGAUUGUGCCGUGAGAUUAGUGGCAUGAUUGCCCGAUUCUGGUGGGGUCAACGUGAGGAAAGGCGCAAGAUUCACUGGUGUAGUUGGCCAACCCUUUGUAAGGUGAAACCUGAAGGCGGGAUGGGAUUUCGAUCUAUUGUGGCCUUCAAUAAAGCUUUGUUGGCUAAGCAAUCUUGGAGACUCCUUCAAUUCCCAAAUAGUUUGGUGGCCCAGGUUCUGAAAGCCAAAUAUUACCCACAGUGCUCGAUUCUUGAUGCACCUCUGGGGGCCAGUCCGUCCUUUUCGUGGAGGAGUAUUUGGAAUGCGCGUUCUCUCUUGUUGGAAGGUUUACGGUGGCGCGUGGGCAAUGGGGCUCAAAUUCGCAUUUGGCAGGACAAAUGGGUUCCGCGGCCUUUUUCUUUCAAAAUCUGCACCCCUCCUUCUCACCUGGACGUUAAUGCUAAAGUCAGUGCUUUGAUUGAUCACGAUGUGGGGAAUUGGGAUGAAGGAGUGCUUGGUGCUUGCUUCCCCCCCUCAGAGAUUGAGAUUAUUAAAUCGGUUCCUAUAUGUCCGUUGUUGGCAGAAGACAUAUUAGUAUGGCAUUAUACAAAACAGGGUCAGUUUCGGUUAAAUCGACAUACCAUAUUGAGAUGA
This is a messenger RNA of Camellia sinensis, 813 nucleotides long. Its product is annotated as putative mitochondrial protein AtMg00310. Lineage: Eukaryota; Viridiplantae; Streptophyta; Magnoliopsida; Ericales; Theaceae. The record is from RefSeq and is a predicted model, not a curated record.